This is a messenger RNA of Tripterygium wilfordii, 2412 nucleotides long. RefSeq names its product cysteine-rich receptor-like protein kinase 10. Lineage: Eukaryota; Viridiplantae; Streptophyta; Magnoliopsida; Celastrales; Celastraceae. Gene Ontology annotation, molecular function: protein kinase activity; ATP binding. Gene Ontology annotation, biological process: protein phosphorylation. The transcript is spliced from 7 exons. The record is from RefSeq and is a predicted model, not a curated record. Bases 137 to 2128 code for a protein of 663 amino acids.
AGGUACCUCUGUCUUGCAUUCCCAUCUAUCUGUUGCUGAAUUUAAAAACCCAUAAACUGGGUCUGAGAAAACUUAAAAAAAGGCAAGAUCUUUGUCCUGGUCGGAAUCUGAGAAGCUCAGGAACUGGGCUGGCAAAAUGUCUUUUUUCAGACUGUCCAUGGCAGUUUUGUUUCUGUUCUUCCUUGGUCUUGCAAUUACCACUGAAGCUGAUCCAAAUUAUAUCUCCCACGAAUGUUCAAAUACCACCACUUUCACCCCGAAUAGCACUUACCAAUCCAAUCUCAAUCUUCUCCUCUCCUCUCUCGAUUCCAACUCCACUAGCAAUAAUGGUUUCCAUAACACCACCACCGGCCAAACUCCUGACAUUGUAUACGGCCUCUUCCUCUGCCGUGGCGACGUCUCCACCGAUGUCUGCCAAGACUGUGUUACCUUCGCUACCCAAGACGUAGUUCAAAGGUGUCCUGUAGAGAAGGUGACUGUAAUCUGGUACGACGAGUGUCUUCUUCGUUACUCCAAUCGGUCUUUCUUCGAUAGUGUGAGCGAAGAUGCGAUUAUUCUGUACAACACGCAGAACGCUACGAACCAAACCAGCUUUAAUGGCCUAGUCCGAACCACGAUGAAUGAUUUAGCGACUCAGGCUUCAAGUGGUGCUAGAAGAUUUGCGACAGGGGCGACGAAUUUCUCGUCGUUUAAUGUUCUGUACACCCUUGCACAGUGCACCCAGGACCUAUCUACUAGUAACUGCCAGAGUUGCUUACAGUUUGCCAUUGGAAACCUUCGAUUUGGGGCAAUAGGAGCAAGAACUCUGACGCCUACCUGUAGCGUUAGGUUUGAGACAUACCUGUUCUAUAAUCAGUCUGCGGUUCCGGCAUCACCUCCGUCUCUUUCUCCUCCGGCUGGUCUUCCUCCUCCGGCCAGUGGUAGAGGAAAUGGUGGACUCUCAACAGUAACAAUAGUUGCAAUUGUUCUUCCCAUUGUUGUCUCUGUGGUGCUUUUCGUUAUAGGCUACUGUAUAUUAAGCAGGAGAGCGAAAAAGAAACACAGUGUCACCCAAGAAGAUGAUGUUGAGAAUGAUAUGACAACUGUGGAGUCCUUGCAACUUGAUUUUGCAAGCAUUGAAGCUGCCACAAGAAAGUUUUCUGAUGAUAAUAAGCUAGGCGAGGGAGGAUUUGGUGUGGUUUAUAAGGGGACACUUCCGAAUGGACAAGAUAUUGCUGUGAAGAGGCUAUCAAGAAGUUCCGGGCAAGGAAUAGAAGAAUUUAAGAAUGAGGUUGUAUUGGUAGCCAAACUUCAACACAGAAAUUUAGUGAGGUUGUUGGGAUUUUGCUUGGAAGGAGAAGAGAAGAUACUUGUCUAUGAAUUUGUCCCCAACAAGAGCCUGGACUAUUUUCUGUAUGACCCUGAAAAACAAGGUCAGUUGGAUUGGUCAAGGCGCUACAAGAUCAUUGGAGGAAUUGCUCGAGGAAUUCUUUACCUUCAUGAGGACUCCCGAUUAAGAAUUAUUCAUAGAGAUCUCAAAGCAAGCAAUGUAUUGUUAGAUGGAGAUAUGAACCCAAAAAUUUCAGAUUUCGGAAUGGCUAGAAUUUUCGGGGUUGAUCAAACUCAAGGAAACACGAGUAGAAUUGUUGGAACCUACGGAUACAUGUCCCCAGAGUAUGCAAUGCAUGGCCAAUUUUCUGUGAAGUCCGAUGUAUAUAGUUUUGGAAUUUUAGUUCUAGAGAUUAUAACUGGGAAGAAAAACAGUUCUUUCUAUCAGUCAGAUGGUGCUGAUGACCUUGUGAGCUAUGUUUGGAAGCAUUGGAGUGAAGGGACACCUAUGGAAUUGUUGGAUCCUACUUUAACCGACUCUAAUUCAAGAACUGAAGUGACGCGAUGCAUCCAUCUUGGGUUAUUAUGCGUGCAGGAAGAUCCCGCUGACAGACCCACAAUGGCAACAAUUGUUCUUAUGCUCAAUAGUUACUCUGUCUCUCUACCUUUACCUCAACAACCAGCAUUUUUCCACCAUACUAGAACAGAUCAGAGCUUGAUGUUAAAAGGGCUGGAGACUGAUCAAUCCACAAGCAAGUCAGGGUCAGUACCGCCUUUCUCAGUCAAUGAAGCAUCAAUUACGGAAGUGUAUCCUAGAUAAACCGAUUAUUGUGUUAUCCAAAUUAAGCAUCUUCUCUAAAUCCAAGAACCCACAAACAUUUCAUUGUAGAUUAUUUGUGGGCUGUCAAAUCUUAUGCUUAAUCUAGCAGGGAUUGUGUUAUAAUCCAGUAGUAACGAACAGAGCCUGUACCCCCAGCAUCCAUACUAUUUCGAAGUAACUUUGUAGCAGCUAUAGUUGUCUGUAUCUAUAUUUGUACACGCAAUAAAGAUUGGUCUUUUUUUCCGAUAGAGGAAGAGAGACGAGGGAUCUAUUCUGAAGAUUUA